Molecule: messenger RNA, 5619 nt
Organism: Hemibagrus wyckioides
Lineage: Eukaryota; Metazoa; Chordata; Actinopteri; Siluriformes; Bagridae
Product: ADAMTS-like protein 1
Exons: 26
Coding region: 272-4777 (1501 amino acids)
Biological process (GO): extracellular matrix organization
Cellular component (GO): extracellular matrix
Molecular function (GO): metalloendopeptidase activity
Source: RefSeq, a predicted model, not a curated record
CUGCUGAGUGUGUUGCUUUAAGAGUGUGUAGGCAGGAGAGCCCCUCACUGCAGUGCUGUUGGGCAUGCAAACAUAAAGUUAGAAACAACGUGCAACUCGUGCACUACAAGUGGGAAGUAAAUAUGAAACGUGGUGUCGUCAGAAGCUGCUUUUCCAAUACGGUGAGAGUCAAUAAAAGCCGCGAGUCUCCACGCGCUUCCACAGUCCAUUAGACGCAGUGCGUUCAACCCGCGCAGAUUCAACUGACAGUGGUGAAGUUGCGUGAGCUAGCAUGAGCGCAUCGGCGGGACGCCUCUUCAUGUGGUCUUUAUUACUGUUUAAGGUAUGGGUGGAUGCUAGUGAUGGAGAAGCUGUAUUUAUCCGUGAGUUCACCCUGAGUCGCCGUGACGACCUCCCUGAUGAUUUCUUGAACGAAGGUCCUACAAGAGACAAGUCUGAGGAUUCUAAUUCAAGGACAGCACGGUCUGAGGAGGACAGAGACACUCUCUGGGAUGCCUGGGGCACAUGGAGCGAAUGUUCACGCACCUGCGGUGGAGGAGCUUCCUAUUCUCUCAGACGCUGCCUCAGUUCCAAGACCUGUGAGGGGCAAAAUAUCAAAUACCGUACGUGCAGUAACGUGGACUGUCCACCAGAUUCCGGAGAUUUCCGUGCUCAGCAAUGUUCAGCCCAUGCUGAUGUGCGCUACCAGGGUCGCUACUAUGAGUGGCUGCCAGUGGACAACGACCCCGAAAACCCGUGUGCCCUCAAAUGCAAGGCUAAAGGCACAGACCUAGUAGUAGAGCUGGCACCAAAGGUGUUAGAUGGAACGCGCUGCUACACAGAAUCUUUGGAUAUGUGCAUCAGCGGAGCCUGUCAGAUUGUUGGCUGUGAUCAUGAGUUAGGAAGCACUGCUAAAGAAGAUAAUUGUGGCGUUUGUAACGGAGAUGGAUCUUCUUGCAGACUCGUGAGAGGACACUACAAAUCCCAACAUGCCAGUGGAAAGACUGAGGACACUGUGAUUGUUAUUCCUUAUGGAAGUCGUCAUGUGCGUCUGGUUCUGAAAGGCCCGGAUCACUUGUAUCUGGAGAGUAAAACCUUGCAGGGGAUCAAGGGGGAGCUUUCUCUCGAUGGAACCAAGCAAUACAUCUUACAAAACACAGCCAUUGACUUCCAGAAGCUCACUGACAAGGAGAUACUUAGAAUCAUUGGACCACUAGAGGCUGACUUUACUGUCAAAGUCCAUUAUGCCAGUGGCACAGACAGCGUGGUGCAGUUUAUCUACUACCAGCCAAUCAUCCAUCGCUGGAGAGAGACAGAUUUCUUCCCAUGUUCUGUAACUUGUGGUGGAGGAUAUCAGCUCACUUCAGCGGAGUGCUUUGACCUGCGCAGUAAUCGUGUGGUUGUGGACCAGUAUUGCCAUUAUUACCCUGAGAAUGUCAAGCCCAAACCCAGACUGCAGGAGUGCAGCAUGGACCCUUGUCCUGCCAGUGAUGGCUACAAGCAAAUAAUGCCCUAUGACCUCUACCACCCACUACCUCGAUGGGAGAGCAGCCCGUGGACUGCCUGUUCUACAUCCUGCGGUGGGGGAGUCCAAAGUCGUUCCGUCUCAUGUGUGGAAGAAGACAUGCAGGGAAACAUCACUCCCACAGAUGAAUGGAAGUGUCUAUAUGCAUCCAAGACAUCCAUCGUGCAACCAUGUAACACGUUUGACUGUCCAACCUGGACUGCGCAGGAAUGGUCACCGUGCACAGUAACCUGUGGACAGGGUCUGCGCUACAGAGUGGUCCUGUGCAUUGAUCACAGAGGACUGCAUGCUGGUGGCUGCAAUCCUAUCACAAAACCACACAUAAAGGAAGAUUGUCUGGUUCCUGUUCCUUGCUACAAGCCUGCAGAGAAGCUGCCCGUUGAAGCGAAGCCACCUUGGUUCAAGCAAGCCAUAGAACUUGAGGAAGAUACAGCCAUUUCUGAAGAACCAACGUUCAUUCGAGGAGCUUGGGGGCCCUGCAGUAGAUCAUGUGGCGCUGGCAUACAGAGGCGGACAGUGAAGUGUCAGGUGUUACUCUCCUUUUCCCAGACGGUUGCUGAUCUUCCAGAUGAUGAGUGUGAAGGACAAAAGCCUCCAGAGAUGCAGCCCUGUUACCGCACGCCCUGCCUUGGAGUAAGAACUGAGCAGGAGAGCGAGAGAAUUAGAAACACAGCUACAGAGCAAGAGGAGCUACAUGACUGGGAGUAUGACGGGUUUACUGAGUGCUCUGAGAUGUGUGGUGGAGGGGUAAAAGAGGCAGUGGUGAUCUGUUUGAACAAGCAGACGAGAGAAGCCGCAGAUGAAAGUGAGUGUGUGAGCACACAGCGACCUCUUCAACUCGUGCAGGCAUGCAAUACUGAACCUUGUCCACCCAGGUGGGAGAUGGAGGCUUGGAGCGCCUGUUCAGCAACAUGUGGUGUUGGCCUCCAGACUCGAGCUGUCACCUGCACACUGAAAGUAAGUGCACACAGCAACCACACCGAGAGGGUCGGUGAUGAGAAGUGUCGGCAGCCAAAGCCCUCAUCUGUGCAGGCCUGCAAUCGUUUUGAUUGCCCUCCCAUGUGGGAUCCACAGGAAUGGAGUCAGUGUUCUCAAACAUGUGGAGGUGGCCAUCAGAAGAGGGAUGUUAUUUGUAAGCAGCGAAUGGCAGAUGGAAGUGUACUGGAGUUACCUGAAACUUUCUGUCCAUCUUCAAGCUUGCCCACAAUGCAGCCUUGUGGCCAGAUAGAUUGCCCUGCACAGUGGGUCUUCUCAAAUUGGACACAGUGUUCAGCAACCUGCGGAGAAGGGACCCAGAGGUUGCUAGUGGUGUGUAGGAGGAUGGAGCUGAAUGGACAGUACCAAACUCUGAUUCCAGAGGCCUGUGCUUCUGUUCCGAAGCCCUUGACAGCUCGGUCAUGUUCCUCUGGACCUUGUGAGAAGCCUUUCAAGCCAGUAGCUGCAAAACCAGAUCCUGCUAUUUUGACCCAGAGGAAGGUCUAUAUUCAAUGGAAGAAAGGUCCAAAACUACAUUUUGUAGUCGGUGGAUAUGCUUACUUACUUCCAUGGACCUCAGUCGUGUUGAAUUGUCCGACUCGUCAUUUUCGUAAAGGCCAUGUUCAUUGGUUAAAGGAUGGAAAACCACUGCUACUACUGCCCCAUAUUUCCAUAUCUCACAUGGGAUACAUCAAGAUCCAGCAGAUCCGUGCCUCAGACACGGGGAUGUAUACUUGUGUUGCUGGCCAGGCCCAGGAAAAUUUUGUCCUCAAACUUCUUGGAAGCAAGAAGACGAAAUUGUCAGGUCCAGAAGCUGACGUCUGGGUAACAGAUGGCGGCAAAAACACAGCAAAGACUUACCAAAUAUCUAAGGAGAAAGAGGUUCACAAUUUUAAUCGCUAUGACAAUGUCGUGCAGCACUUGCUUAAUUUAAAGGGUUUGUCCCUGGAGACGCAUGUCUCUAAAGAACUGCUGGACGACGAUGCAGUUUUGGAUUCUCUGAGCCCUCAGGUUCUUGUGGCGGACAUGGAAACACUUGAUGAGAUAACCCGUAACUUAUCUGGUGGCCUCCAGGGCACACAAAAGGAAGAAAUUAUUACUCAGCUCUUAGAGGAACUAACCAGGAAGACUAGUGAAAACAAUGAUUCCACCCUGGAAGCCCCUGAGAAACAAGAAUUCACGACUCCAGAGUACAUUUCUCGAGGAAAUGAUUUAAGACUGGCUUCUCAGUCAACCAGACAAUGGAAAGGACCUCUCAGAAGUCCAGUGAUUGUUCAGAAAUUUUCAAGAGUCUACAAGUCCCCUCAUGAAAUAUUGGCCAAUGCUGGUAGUUUUGUUGUGGUCUCAAGGCAAGCCACAAGGGUGGAGCUUAAAUGUGAAGUGCAGGGCAACCCUAACCCAGUAACGACUUGGACAAAAGAGGGGAUGGAGUUAAAAAAUGGCAGCAGAGUAGGCCUGAUGCCAGACAGCUCCCUGUACAUUGAAUCUCCCAAGGAGACUGACUUUGGAUUUUACACAUGCCAUGCCACAAAUAAUCUGGGGUCUACCUCACACUUAUUUCAAGUGCAAAAAGCAGGAAGUGGCUGUACAGUUGGUACGAGUAAAAGAAACAGCACAUGUUCUGACAAAUUCCAGUCAUCUGAAGGCUGCAGUGGACAACGCUGCCCCCACAGAUGGCAUGUGUCCUCAUGGUCCACUUGCUCAGUAAACUGUGGUGGAGGGCUACAGAGACGCAAUGUGACGUGCCUUGGGGUUGCAAACGGAGGACGCUCUUGUAUGGGUGCUGGACGAAAGCCAAUGGAAACCAAGUCCUGUAAUACGCAACCCUGUGUUUUCUGGGCAACAAGCUCAUGGGGCCCUUGCCAUGGGCAGUGUGUUGGACCACAGAAAGCACUACAGCACAGACACGUGUUCUGUCAGGAUAAGAACAGAACUAGAGUCACCCACCGGAUGUGCAGCAGGCAAACAAGGCCCACCUCACAUCGAAACUGUACCACAGAUGCCUGUGCUCUGCACUGGCGUGUUGGGCCAUGGACCCAGUGCACAGCUACCUGUGGUCGCCAUGGUUUUCAGUCACGCCACGUCACAUGCGUGCACCACCGAAGUGGAAAGCCAACCCGGGAGUUUCACUGUGCCUGGAGGCCUCGCCCUGCGAGCUGGCAGCGCUGCAACAUUCUGUCAUGUGGGAGAGGUGAUUGCCAAGACAGCACCAGGUACUGUGAGAAGGUGCGACAGCUGGAACUUUGCCCCCUGCCCCAGUUUAAAGCACGGUGCUGCCGGUCCUGCAGAGACACCUGAGACUCUACCCAGACAAAAGGACAGAAACAGAGACUAAUCCAGAGACUAAAGAACACCUGCAAACCCACCACACAGACCAGCACAUGAUCCAAAACUAAAGACCAUGGUGUGUGAUGGAUUGGGAUCACCCAGGUCAUCCAUUAAUCAGCCCAGUUAUAAGUGGGGGGGGGGAUGAGACUGGAUGCAAUCUGUAAACUAAUGAACAUUGAUUUUAAUUUAACUUCAAUGAAGGCUUUGAUUUAAUUGUGGUUUUUUUGGUUUUGCAUUUACUGCCUGUCUGAUGGUCCAGAAAGAUGUAAGACAUUUUGAAAUUCACUGGAUUGCACAUUCUAUACUCCAUCCAUAUAAAAUAGCCUUUAAUUACGAUUGAAUGUCCGCAGGGGUUUGCUGGAGUUUUCGCUCUUAGCCAUUACAGUCAGUGCAACCCAAACUGGCAACCAUAUAGAAACUGGAAAACCAAAUAGCAAAGGGAAAACUUCCCUGUAAUCUGCCACAUAAAGGAAUGGCAGGCAAAAAAUUACAAAUGUGUAUUUAAAUAUAGCCUCUUAAAUAAUUUGAAUGGGGAGAUGUUUGAAUAUUAACUAAUGAAAAAAGCUGCACUAGUUAUUUGGAAAUCAGAACCAGAUAUGUUGUUGUCAGUAAUAGGCAAUGUAUCCAGUGGCCCAGUAUUACAAAUGUGACUUCACUUAAAAAUAGGACUUCACUAUAUGGAAACCCUGAUAGCUUUGCACUCAUAAAUUUCCAUGUCCAUUUUAAAUGUGGCUGGAUAUUGUUCGAUUAUUGUUGUUAUUGUUGUUUGGUUUUGCUCGUGUUAUUCUUUUAUAAAUUGAACUUGUCCUUGU